Messenger RNA from Durusdinium trenchii, 315 nucleotides. NCBI's taxonomy places the organism in Eukaryota, Dinophyceae, Suessiales, Symbiodiniaceae. The record is from the annotation of a GenBank genome assembly.
AUGGUGCUCCUGGUGGCCUUUCUGCCAUGUUUCUAUUUGUCCAUGAAGGUGUAUCCUCUUAGCAAUGAACUCGGUGAAUGGCUGCCGCAAAACCUCUUGGCCGCCUCAGCCUUUGGCUUGAGCUUUGCUGCGUUGAUUCUCACUGCGGUGCUUCUACGCAUUGGAUCUCGCCAAGUGGAAGUAAACCAGCUGCUGCGGCAAGGUAGCAUCCUACUUGAGACCAGAGGCGGUGGCUACUUUGUAAAGAAGAAGACUGCGAUGAAGAUGCGCAAAGAUGCUAGGAGAUUAUCAGAAUUGCUGUCACCUACUAAGUAG